Molecule: messenger RNA, 2400 nt
Organism: Gaeumannomyces tritici R3-111a-1
Lineage: Eukaryota; Fungi; Ascomycota; Sordariomycetes; Magnaporthales; Magnaporthaceae
Exons: 2
Coding region: 755-1849 (364 amino acids)
Source: RefSeq, a predicted model, not a curated record
GCUCUCAUUCCCUGUUUUCCCUAAGCUUCCAAUCUCUCGUGGGGAACGCGCCAGCCCGGACCACGCCGCGACCCGAAGGACUAUCGUUCGGCAACUAUCGCCCACCGCCCAUCGGCCACUUCCAUCUUGGGCUUUGCCCUUCUACCAUUUAUCUUCCAUCUUCUUUCUUGCCGUCGUUUUUUUGCCCCGUCAAAGCCUUGCUCUCUAUCCUCAGUCCCGACGCCCCAAAGCCACGCCUCCGAACGCCUGCAAAUAUGGGUCUCCCGUAAGUCGACCUCAAAAAACACCUUGCGCCACGCAUCCGACCACUCAUCGCGCGCGCGGCGCACCGCUGGCAUCUCCCAACUCCUUCCAAAUCGCAUCGCGCUGGCGUCAUGUGCACGAAACGUGAGAAGUGACGAGACGGUCAGAAUUGCCCCCCCUGCGCGAUGGCGUUACGGACUGCCGCCACUGGUGGCUUUCUGCAAUUCGCACUCGCGCGGGCAGCAAUCGUUUUCCAACGCGCCGCAUCUCCAACGUCAUCAAGUCAUCUAACAAGACGCCAUUGUCAACGCUCUGCAGGCUGUACAAUGCCCCCGUCGAAUCCGAUGUUCGGUCGCGGCCCCCGCCGAAAAGCCCCGUCCACUCUAGGUCGGCCAUCCGUCGCGCCUACCGUGGCAGGUAUGAAGGCGGCGAGUGGGCCGAGGCACGGCAACGUGUCCUGGCACAGGAGAUCGGCAGACUGACGCGUGAGAGCAUCUCGGCCGCCGACGAGAUGGCCCGGGUGCCCCCGUGGGAUCUUGGACUGCUCAACCCUCUUCGGGAAGCCACCCCGUCGGUGCCGAGCAAUCGGGCCGGCGCGCGAUCUCUGCGCCCCGCCUUGCCCCAUGACGCAGUCGCACGACGGUCAGGCGGGCUCGACGAGCGUUCCGUCGCUGUCAUUGGCGAGCGCUGGGCCAACCUCUACACACGCGCCGGCCACGACGUGUCCCUGGCAGAUCGCGGUGUGUCGUCAAAUAUGCGUACUGUAUCCGGGCGCGAGGAGCGUGAAAGGGUUGAGCGAAGCGCCCAAGCCCCUCGUCGCGCAGAUGCACGGGGUUCGCGCGCUCCACGCAACAGGGCACGAGUUCUCAUCACAAGUCGCAUAUCGCCGCGCUCACUUUACAGCUCAAAUGUCGGCCGCUCAUCCAACUCGCCUCCUUCGCCGCCGCCGCCGCCUCCGGAUCUAGGUAGCCUAGACAGGCCGAAUCCGGUCCAGGAGCGGACGCAUCUAUCCCCUUCGCCGGAUCGCUACGUCCCUGGGGCGGCGAUGACAACUGCGCCAAUACAGUCGGCUCGGCUAGACGGGCUCGGUGACCGCAACCGUAGCCUUAGCAUGAGCCCGGCGGAGGACGGUUGGGACACGCUGCUCACAACUCUCACACCAGACCCCCAGCCAAGCGUGGGGUCAUCCUUUGCAUCCACAUCGGCAUCGCUCUCGGCUGCUACAUCACAGGGCGUCGCCACCGGUUCCUCGGCAAACACGUCCAUGACCGGACGAGACACUUUUACCAACGAAGACGUGUCGGACCCCUACUGCGAGUCCGGCUGCGAGAACUCCGAUACAGAGGGUGAUGAGGAUGAGGAUGACGAGGAUGCCGUCCGCCUUGCGCUCGCGCGCUUCCCAGGGAGUGGCAGAGCCUCGGGUCAUCGAUCUUACGCCGAGGUUGCCGGUCGCACGGGCUCCAACAGCAGCGGCGGAGAGGAUCCGCUGGAGUUCCUGGGUGAUAUGCAGCGCAUAGUGCGCCACUUUGCCCGGCGCGAGGACAUUCCCGAUGAGUGGUGGGCUGAGGUCGGCCUCAGUCGUACUCUUUCACGGGCGUCCAACUAGAUCACGGAACCCACCAGACAGCCAAGGAACAUGUGUCCAAGGCCGUUCUGCGCCUAACUUCGCGAUCUCACUACUCGCAUGCCCGCCCGCCGGGCAUUAAAACACGGGAGAGCCCUAUCGAGGACUGUUUGGUUCUUCUUCGCUUGCGUUUUUUUCUGGUCAUGUGCUUUGAUAUUCCACUAUAUCGUUGAUAAUUCUUGGGCGCUCUGGAGUAUUGGGGGGUAACGGAAAACAAACGCCGCAGGCUUGCGCAGCUUCGGUCGUGGGACACUGGGAUUAUUUAUGGGCUUGUGGCAGGGAGAUGAUAAUUUAUACAUUGGCACGUUCGAGAUGGCCUGAGCGGAUGAUAAAUGUUCUGUAUUAGUUCUUGUGAUUUGGGGUGUCUCCAGGCCUUUGGAAAGGAACGAGAUGAAUAACGUACACACACAAUCAAAUGAGACUCGUAUCUGGACUGUACUUAUAUAGUAUGUCUUUAUCUACCGAUCUUGCUGGGUUAUAUCCAAGGUUUCCCGUUGUAGCUCAGAAUGACAGAUCUCGCUUGAAGCACCGGC